Molecule: messenger RNA, 2162 nt
Organism: Hemiscyllium ocellatum (epaulette shark)
Lineage: Eukaryota; Metazoa; Chordata; Chondrichthyes; Orectolobiformes; Hemiscylliidae
Gene: orc4
Product: origin recognition complex, subunit 4
Exons: 16
Coding region: 286-1587 (433 amino acids)
Biological process (GO): DNA replication; DNA replication initiation
Cellular component (GO): nuclear origin of replication recognition complex; nucleus
Molecular function (GO): ATP hydrolysis activity; DNA replication origin binding
Source: RefSeq, a predicted model, not a curated record
AGGGUGGUGGGUGGGACUAUAUAAAAGGCGCGUCGCGGUUACCUGAGUAAUUGUUGGAGCGAGUGGGACCUGCUCAGGUUUCCUGGGCGGAUUUUCGUCAGCGAGCUUGCCUCAUUGGGCUCUUUUCGGCGAAUUUUUGACGAAUUCCGAAGACUGAUAUUACUGACGGUAGCUCGGUGACAGGGAGGAUUCUGCUUGCCGAAUUUGGAAGGUGUAUGAAAUAGAGUCAAAGAAGACCCGAACAAAGGAAACACAUCCUCUUUAUCCAGUUUAUGAACAAUCAACAUGAAUAAAAGAAAAUGUAAAAGCAAUAGCCUCUCUCUGGGUGAAUGUAUUGCCAAGGCUCACAUGAUAUUGAGAGCACGGUUCUGCCACCACUUUCCUGGGAAACCAUUUGGACUAGAAGCUCAGUAUAAAAAUUUGAUGGAUCUUCUAAAACAAACAGCUGUUCAGGGUGAGAGCAACUCUGUCCUCAUUGUUGGUCCCCGAGGAGUAGGAAAGACAAUGCUGUUGAAGAGUGUGUUGAGUGAACUUAUGGAAAUGAAAUACAUUAAGGAGAAUCUUCUACAAGUACACUUAAAUGGUUUAUUGCAAACAGAUGACAAGAUUGCGCUGAAAGAAAUCACGCGACAGCUCCAGCUUGAGAAUGUUGUUGGAGAUAAAGUUUUUGGGAGUUUUGCCGAAAAUCUUGCUUUUCUUCUUGAAGCUUUGAAAAAAGGAAACCGAAGCAACAGCAGGCCAGUGCUUUUUAUCUUGGAUGAAUUUGACCUCUUUGCACAUCACAAGAAUCAAACCUUACUUUAUAACCUCCUUGAUGUUGCUCAGUCUGCCCAGACACCUGUAGCUGUCGUGGGCCUGACUUGUCGAUUGGAUGUUUUGGAACUUCUAGAAAAGCGCGUGAAGUCCAGGUUUUCGCACAGGCAGAUUCAUUUGCUAAACACAUUCGGCUUCCAACAAUAUGUGGAGAUGUUCCAGCAGCAGCUUGCCUUACCAAAAGAAUUUCCUGAUGAAAGAUUUGCACAGGAAUGGAAUCGAAAUAUCCAGUCUCUGUGCAAAGAAAAGAUGGUGGAAGAUAUUUUACAGAAGCACUUCAAUUCCAGUAAGGAUUUCCGCUCUCUGCAUAUGCUACUGAUGCUCACACUUAGUCAUGUGACUGUCUCCAACCCAAAUAUUCAGCCAACAGACCUUCUAGCAGCCAGCAAACAAUACAUGAUGGAUUCUAAAGCAAAUUUACUGCAUGGUCUGUCUGUGCUGGAAUUCUGCCUGAUUAUUGCCAUGAAACACUUAAAUUCAAUUUAUGAAGGAGAGCCUUUUAACUUUGAAAUGGUUUACAAUGAAUUCCAGAAUUUCAUUCAAAGGACGAGUCAUUCAAUGCAUAAAUUCAAAAAACCGGUAGUUUUGAAGGCAUUUGAGCAUCUGCAACAAUUGGAAUUAGUUAAGCCAAUGGACGGAGCAUCUGUCCGAACACAGAAAGAAUAUCAACUGGUGAAACUGCUGUUGGACAGCAGUCAGAUAAUGGAUGCACUUCAAAAAUAUCCACAAUGCCCUACAGAUGUUCAACUUUGGGCAGCAUCAUCUCUAGAGUAAACCACUUGAAGCCAGAACUCAUUAAUGAACUGAGAGAAUUUGCUAUUUUGGAGAAAGUGUUAUUCUUCUACAUCAACUAGUUGAAAAUUGCAUGGAAAAUUUCUGUUGCUGGAAAGCAGGAAAUUCAAAUGAAACCCAGAGUUUGAGCUCUGAGAUGCAACAUUUCCUUAUUUCAAAACUCACCUUUCCAAAGUUCUGGGGAUGUGGAUUUCAAUACCACCAUGUCAGGAUUUUUUUUUGUUUAAAAAUAGUUCUGUAAAAUCUGUAACUACAUAACUGUUUUUAAAAAGAAAUCAAUUGUCUCUAAAGGAUAUGAGUGAAUCAAUCUGCCAUUCUGAUCUGGUCUGGCUUACUUAGGACUCCUGACCCACAGCAAUGUGGUUGACACUUAACUGUAAUUAAGGAUGGGCAAUCAUUGUUGGAAUAGCUAUCAACAUCAUUCAGUGAGUGAAAUCUAUUUUGAAGUUUUUCAGGAGGAAGAAUAGUUCAUCCUUUGCCACUAACAUGACAUGCAAGUAUCACAAGAAUGGAUUGUUUACAUUGUUAGUUUUAAAUAAUUAGAAAUGAGUUUGUCU